Myotis brandtii (Brandt's bat) is the source of this 2370-nucleotide messenger RNA. It is a transcript of the gene NLRP12, whose product is annotated as NLR family, pyrin domain containing 12. Lineage: Eukaryota; Metazoa; Chordata; Mammalia; Chiroptera; Vespertilionidae. The record is from RefSeq and is a predicted model, not a curated record. Gene Ontology annotation, biological process: negative regulation of inflammatory response; cellular response to cytokine stimulus; negative regulation of canonical NF-kappaB signal transduction. Gene Ontology annotation, cellular component: cytoplasm. Gene Ontology annotation, molecular function: protein binding.
GCUACCUACUUGGAAGAGCUGGAGGCCGCGGAGCUGAAGAAGUUCAAGUUGUACCUGGGGGUGGCGACGGAGGUGGGGGAGGACAGGAUCCCCCGGGGGCGCAUGGAGACGGCGGGGCCCCUGGAGAUGGCCCAGCUGCUGGUGGCCCAUCGCGGGGUCCGGGAGGCCUGGCUGCUGGCCCUGAGCAUCUUCGAGCGGAUCCACAGGAAGGACCUGUGGGAGCGAGGACGCAGGGAGGACCUGGUGAGGGAUACCCCACCCGGUGGCCCGUGCUCCCUGGGGAGCCAGUCCGCAUGCUCACUGGAAGUCUGUGCUGGAACUCCAAGAAAAGAUCCCCGCGAAACCUACCGGGACCACGUCCGCAGGAAAUUCCGGCUGAUGGAGGACCGCAACGCGCGCCUGGGCGAGUGCGUCAACUUCAGCCACCGCUACACGCGGCUGCUCCUGGUGAAGGAGCACUCCACGCCGCUGUGGGCCCAGCAGAAGCUGCUGGACACGGGCCGGGCGCACGCGAGGGCCGGGGGACACCAGGCCAGCCUCAUCCAGAUGGACACCCUGUUCGAGCCGGACCUGCUGCGCAUCCCCGAGCGCCUCCUGUUCAUCAUCGACGGCUUCGACGAGCUCCAGCCCUCCUUCCACGACCCCCGCGGCCCCUGGUGCGUGUGCUGGGAGGAGAAGUGGCCCCCCGCGCUGCUCCUCUGCAGCCUGAUUCACAAGAAGCUGCUGCCCGAGGCGUCUCUGCUCAUCACCACCAGGCCCACGGCGCUGGAGAGGCUGCAGCGGCUGCUCGAGCAUCCCAGGCACGUGGAGAUCCUGGGCUUCUCGGAGGCCGAGAGGAAGGAGUACUUCUACAAGUACUUCCAGGACGCCGAGCGGGCCCGCCACGUCUUCAGCUUCGUGCGGGACAACGAGCCCCUGUUCACGCUGUGCUUCGUGCCGCUGGUGUGCUGGGUGGUGUGCACCUGCCUCAAGCAGCAGCUGGAGGGCGGGGGGCUCCGGAGACAGGCCACCCGGACCACCACGGCCGUGUACCUGCUCUACCUGCUGAGCCUGAUGCAGCCCAAGCCGGGGUCCCCGACGCUCCAGCGCCCGCCCAACCAGACGGGGCUGUGCUCCUUGGCGGCCGACGGCCUCUGGAGCCAGAAGAUCCUCUUCGAGGAGCAGGACCUGCGGAGGCACGGCCUGGACGGGGCGGACGUCUCCUCCUUCCUCAACAUGAACAUCUUCCAGAAGGACAUCAACUGCGAGAAGUUCUACAGCUUCAUCCACCUGAGCUUCCAGGAGUUCUUCGCCGCCGUGUACUAUGUCCUGGACGGGGCGGACCGGAGGAGCGCGUUGGCCCUCACCGUCCGCUUCCUGUUCGGGCUCCUGAACGAGGAGGCCAGGAGCUACCUGGAGAAGACGCUGGGCUGGAAGGUCUCGCCGCGCGUCCAGGCGGAGCUGCUGGAGUGGAUCCGGGGCAAGGCGCUGAGCGAGGGCUCCACGCUGCAGCAGGGAGCCCUGGAGCUGCUCAGCUGCCUCUACGAGAUCCAGGAGGAGGCGUUCAUCCGGCGGGCCCUGAGCCAUUUCCAGGUGGUCGUGGUCAGCAACAUGGCCACCAAGAUGGAGCACGCGGUCUCCGCCUUCUGCCUGAAGCACUGCACCAACGCCCUGGUGCUGCACCUGCACGGGGCCGCCUACCGGGCGGACGAGGAGGAGGAGGAGGAAGAGGAGGAGGAGGAGGGGGCCAGGCGGGCGUCGGGGCCCCAGACGCUACUGGUUCGAUUCCGCCCCGAGAGGAACGUUUUGCCAGACGCCUACAGCGACCAGCUGGCCAACGCGCUGAGCACCAACCCGAAUCUGAUAGAGCUGGCUUUGUACCACAAUGCCCUGGGGAGCCAGGGGGUGAAGCUGCUGUGUCAAGGGCUCAGACACCCCAACUGCAAACUUCAGAAUCUGAGGCUCGGCAUCUGCCGGCUCAGCUCCGCGGCCUGCGAGGGCCUGGCCGCCGUGCUCCAGUCCAACCGCCACCUCCGGGAGCUGGAUCUGAGUUUCAACGACCUGGGGGACCGGGGCAUGUGGUGGCUGUGCGAGGGGCUGCAGCACCCCGCCUGCAGGCUCCAGAAGCUGUGGCUGGACAGCUGCGGCCUCACAGCCAAAUCCUGUGAGGAUCUCUCCUCCACCCUGGGGGUCAACCAGACCCUGACCGAGCUCUACCUGACCAACAACGCGCUGGGUAACGCGGGCGUCCGGCGGCUGUGCAAGCGGCUGAGGCAUCCCGGCUGCAAACUGCGGGUCCUGUGGUUGUUGGGCGUGCACCUGAGCACAGUCACCCCCAGAGAGCUGGCGGCCCUCCACGGGUCCAAGCUUUUCCUGGUCAUUGGCUGCUGA